Molecule: messenger RNA, 1746 nt
Organism: Macrosiphum euphorbiae (potato aphid)
Lineage: Eukaryota; Metazoa; Arthropoda; Insecta; Hemiptera; Aphididae
Source: the annotation of a GenBank genome assembly
AUGGUUUACUCUUCAGACUUUUACACUUCCCGCAGACCGGCGUACUACAAACCGGCCAGUUCUUAUUCAGUCACCCCACUGUAUUCGUCCGAUGGCUAUGAUUUGCCACCUACUUACUAUAAGGCGCAUCAAGUCUAUCAGACGAGUACUACGCCUACUCCAUUUAUCUUAACACCAUCGAUAUCAACUGGGAAACCAUCUUCAAAAGUUUUACCUUACAAUGGUUAUCCUUAUAAUCACCAUCAUUACGUACCAUUACACAGAAGAUCCGCGGCUACGAUUCAUGGUGUUUUAGAUAGGAUAGAACAUCGUCCACGUUCUCAUCCAUCGUACGACGCUACUGAUGAGUAUCUAAACUCUAGGAGUUCUACAAACUUUGAUGAUGUUACAAGAGAUAUCCGGGCUCAAACCGCUGGAUUGCUUAAACAAGUAUACACUCCUACAAUCAGACCCAAAAUAUCUUCGGUGUCUAAUGGAUAUAGUGAAUUACCUAUAGCACAACGUAUAGAAUCUGAUGCUUAUAUUGAAAAGAUCCUUUCUGACUCCGAUUCUUAUCGCCGCGACAACAGCAUUGGUAAAGGACAUUUGGCUUGUGUGUCAUAUGCUGGUGGCAAGGCAUAUCCCAGGAGAAGGCCACAUUUGUCAAAAGAAGUUGACGACAAUAUCACUAUGUUGUCUUAUUACAACAAAACUAGAGAAGCUGUGGCUGCAUCUUCAAUAAAUCCAAUAGUUAAAAAUUUAGCAGCUGAAAAGGAAGCAACUCGAUUAGCUUCAGGAAAAGUAGCAGCAGAAAAAGCAGCAGCUCAGUUACAUGCUGAAGAGGAAGCUGCUAAAAAAGAAGCUACUAGAUUAGCAGCAAAAGAAGCAGCUCGGUUAGCGUCUGAAGAAGAAGCAGCUGAACAGGAAGCCACUCGGAUACUAGCUGAAGAGAAAGCAGCUAAAAACGAAGCAGAUCGAUUAGCAGCUGAAGAAGAAGCAGCUCGAUUAGCAGCUGAAGAAGAAGCAGCUCGAUUAGCAGCAGAAGAGGAAGCAGCUCGAUUAGCAGCUGAAGAAGAAGCAGCUCGGCUAGCAGCUGAAGAAGAAGCAGCUCGGCUAGCAGCUGAAGAAGAAGCAGCUCGAUUAGCAGCUGAAGAAGAAGCAGCUCGAUUAGCAGCUGAAGAAGAAGCAACUCGACUAGCAGCUGAAGAGGAAGCAACUCGACUAGCAGCUGAAGAGGAAGCAACUCGACUAGCAGCUGAAGAGGAAGCAGCUCGAUUAGCAGCUGAAGAAGCAGCUCGAUCAGCAUUAGACAAGAAAGUUGAAGAAACCGAAGAAACUGAACAAGCAGUCAAUGAAAUUACAACAGAAGAAGAAAUCGACCAAUCCGAACAACAAAUAGAAUUGUCUGAGAAAACUAGAGAUGUAAGCUCGGAAUCCCAAGAAACUAAUGCUGCUGCGAUUGCAAAAUCGUCAACUACGACCACCUCCACGGAAAUAAUUAACGAAGAUGAAGGUGGGGUUAAAACUACAGCAGUAUUUCAACGAACAAUCAAAAAGACAACUACCAUAACAAGUAGUACCUCUGUUGUAUCUGAAAACGAUGGAGAUAUUAGUUCAAAGGUUGAAAUACAAGAGAUAGUUGAAGAAAACGGUGACAUUGGCGAAGACGAACAUGACACCGAGCAUCUAGAUGUUGCUCAAGCAGAAGGACAAGAAUCGUCUGAGGAAGAUGAAUCAGAAGAGGAAGAAGAGUCCGAAGAAGAAUAA